CCAUAGUGGGACCAACACAACUUUGUUAUGUCAAGUUAUGAACAAAUAGUGGUAUUUUAAAGACUAUAAAUAAAUAAAAAGUAAAGUACAAAAAAUACCAUUUACAGGGUUUGGAGCCCUGGGUGGGCUGGGGAUGGUGGUCAUAGUUAGAUGUGAAAACCAGAAUUGCAGUCUCUGCUUCAGUUUAUCCUAGAAGGUGUUCUCCAAGGUUGAGGUCAGGACUUUGGACAGCACGUCAGGUUUGUUUGUUUGUUUUAUUUGGAUCCCCAUUAGCUUCAGCAUAAGCUAAGAGCUAUUCUUCCUGGGGUCCUACAGUCUUCCAUUUGACAAUACAAUUUAUUACAUCACAUUACACACUAUAUGCACAAGACAUUUACACAACAUUUAAUACAUAUUUUACAAUUAACGCCAUUGAUUACCAAAAUAAAAAAAAAAUGCAUAAACAUAUACAAUAUAUAUUGUUCCUACUCCUAAUAGAACUAUAUCAAAGAACAAGCUAACAAGAACCCUACUUCUUUGAAGGUAAUAUUUCUUAAGUGAAGUUUUGAAACCAUACAGAGUGUUUUGUCGUUUGAUAGUAUUUGGGAGUGAAAUCCAUUCACACAUUACCCUGUAUCUAACUGAAUGUUCAAUUGAUUUAGUUUUAACUCUAGGUAAAAUAAAACUACCUCCUACUGCAUGUCUCAUUGGAUAAUGAUGUGUAUUAAUACUAAAGGAUAAUUUUGUAUAUAAAGUGAAAGGUGUUUUAUUUGUUCUAACAUUAUAUAAAAAUACCAUUAGUGAAUACACCAAUCUAUUUUUAACUUUUAACCAUAAAAGGCUGUCACACAUUUUGUUAAUUCUAUUUCUCUACACCAAACUUUAUACAACUGGAGCCAUGGAAUCUAUUGGAGCAUCUGAGCCCCCUUUUGUUUGUGAAUAGGAUUAAAGGAAUCUACUUGUAGUAUGAUGUUUACAGAGGACAUUGAGGUAGAUGUUUUGGAAAUAAAGUCAGAGAAACCAGACUUGGGUGAUUUGAACCUAUAUACAGAAGACAUUGUGAGUACAGUAGAAUAGAAUAAUGCUGAAACUGCAAUGUUGGAGGCCCAGAGGAAGACCAAAGAGGAGAUUUAUGAAUGGAGUCAAAGAGGACAUGUGCAGAAGAUAGGGUUAGAUUAAGACAGAAGACUCUCUUUGGCGGCCCCUGAAAGGGAAAAGCUGAAAGAAGAAGAAUGCCUAUACUCGACCAUGAAAAACCAUUCCAUGAAGCUCUCUGUGCACCUAUCUUUAGCUAAUCUAAAGUAUGCUGGUCUGUUGUUGUUAUACACACGGUAUCCUUUAACAGUAGCAAACCCAAAUUCACUGAAAGAAUCAUCCAUUCUUUCAGAAACAUUCAUAGAAUCCAUCAGCGGGUUUACGUGCUAGAUUUUAUGCACCCGUGGCCAAAAAAGGAAUAGCAACACCUGAAUUCAUUGAUGUGAAUGGGUUAGCGAAUACCUUUCUAGCAAUAUUAGUCAAACCAUUUUGUGGCAAUAUAACAAGAGCCAGUGAAAUCUAUUUAAAAUUGGUUGUGCCCAUGAAUGGCCGACACACUCCAACAAAUGAUCUAAUGUUGAACAGUAUUUAGAUAAAUAAUUCAGAUCCUAUAUAUAAAGAUAACAUAUAAAUUAAUAAAGAAAGCAAACAUGUGGAAUUCAAUAUUGCACUUAAUAAUCUGCCAAAGAUAUUCAUGCUGGCAAUCCUCAAAAUGAUCAACCAGAAUUAGAUCUGCAACUGAACGUGUGAGAAGCUGUGGCUAAACGGUUAACCUAACAGUAGGGCUCCCCCAAAAAUGUGUUGAUGUCCUGUGUUUGUGGCUAACUCAAAUAAGUUGUAUGACUGUUCAUAUUGUUUCAGGUCAAACUCACCAACAGCAUCAUUAAAAGCAGCUGCUCCUUCCAUUCACUAUCACCAAAGGAGGCUCACAUGGCAGACUUACUAAAAGACUCAAUUGCUUGGCCCAAAACGCUUUCUUUAUCAUCUUACCUCUCCCUGAAUGACACGAGUGAUCCCGCUCACAGCACCUUCACAAUUCUCCCACCAAACGGAGGGGGAGGUUGGUGUGGCGGGGCAAGUGUUGGAUCAUCGCAAUGGCUCCUACUCAGCUAUAUUCUCUUUACCCUGGGAAGGACUGGCACAGGUUGAGGUGAUAUUGGUCCAUCCUAGUGAGGGAAUCACAGUGCUGGAAAAAUUGACCCAGGAGCAACCUGGCAGAAUCUUUUUCCGCAGCAUUUUCCGUUGGGGCUCAUUGAUUAAAACCACAAUCUGUAAUAUAUGCCUUAAUGCCACUCAGAGACUAUGCAACUACACUGAUCUUAACACAGGUGAGCCCUGGUUCUGCUACAAGCCAAAUAAACUGAGUUGUGAUGCCAGGAUCACCCACUCCAAAGGAGGCUUUAUACAAAACCUGCAGCCAUUGGAGGAGAAGCUCUUUGAAAAUGGUGUCAACUUAAAGGUCCCAAUUACAGCUUCAGGACCUGCACACAUCCAAGUUCUGAAUCAAAUGGAUUACUUUUACAAAUCAGCUUUCAACUUCCCUUGGGAUGCUCCUGGUGAAAUGAGCAAUCCCAUCAGGAGUAGACCCGCUGGUUAUUACUACCAGGGUGCUUGGCAAUCACUAGAUGGCACCCAAGUUCACCAGUUUAACACCAUCACUUCAAUCAAUCAGUGUCUGAAAAACAAAGUGGUCCACCUGUAUGGAGACUCCACCAUCCGCCAGUGGUUUGAACAUUUAAACAAAUCCCUACCAGAUCUCAAGGAGUUCGACCUGCAAAGCUCAAGGCAAACUGGACCUUUCAUUGCCUUGGAUUAUGCAAACAACAUUUUAGUGACCUUCCGAUGCCAUGGUCCUCCAAUCCGUUUUGGGACCACGCCUGUCAGUCAGCUACGUUAUAUUGCCAAUGAACUGGACCGUGUGGUUGGGGGCAACAACACUGUCAUAGUUAUUGGCAUUUGGUCUCACUUCAGCACUUUCCCAAUUGAAGUCUACAUUCGACGUCUACUGAACAUUCGGAAAGCUGUGGUGCGGCUGUUGAAAAGGGCUCCAGAUACUCUGGUUAUCAUCAGAACUGCAAACCCCAAAUCACUGACACUAUAUGAGACUCUGACAAAUAGUGACUGGUAUUCACUACAGUAUGACAGAGUCCUCAGGGCAAUAUUCAAAAGAGUAAAAGUCAAACUGGUGGAUGCCUGGGAGAUGACCAUAGCCCACCACCUACCACACAGCCUCCACCCAGAACCUCCCAUAGUCAAGAAUAUGAUAGAUGUUAUGCUGUCCUACAUAUGCCCCAGCCCCACACCAGAGAAUUUCUAAAGAGCAAUGGGGAGUGUGGACAUUGCUGAUUUUAAAUAUUGUUUCGUUUGAAUGCUUUUUUUCCAUUGUCUUUUCUGUUGUCUUGUGUGGUGAUCAUAAUCUGUGAAAUGGAUACAGUGCUAUGACAAAGAAUUUCCACAAGGGGAAAUACUUUGUCACUACCAAGGACAUAUGUAUCUUGAAUAAAAAUUACAUUAGAAUAAUGGUUAUUGAAUGUUCUUAGCUAACAAAAAGCUUUUAGAUUUUGAAGUUUAAUUUCUCCCAUCAGUUUAUGUCCUAAAAGGCAAAGAGCCCAAUAGUAAAACCAGGCGUGGUGCUGUGCUUAAAAGGUUCAUUAAAAAUAAUAAAUCCUUGGUCCAGGCAAGCAAAAUCACAGAAGUGAAAAGGAGCCAGGCAGUACUGACAACUUCUCACAGCAGGAGACAACAGGGAGAUUGGCAAGGAUCUGGUCCAAAAAGCAGACAGGGAUCAUACAAGGUGAGACAGAAAGGCAGACGGAUCCGAUGGGCCUGGCAAAGAUUGUGGUCAGGAAAAAGUCCAGAACAACAGAGAGCCGAGGAGGCUUCCGAUAGGGGCAAGGCAAGACAAGGAAAUCCAGAGACUUGAGAUGGAUCUGAAAGGCAAGGCUGACAAAGAAGAACGCUGGACAGUUAGCUCACACAAGACUUUGAGAUAAUCUGGCAACAAGAAGCUUUAGGGAUCCGUUAUAUAAAACCUGAUCAACAGGUGAAUGAAAUCAUCUCAGUUGUGAUGCUGCGGGAGAAUGGAUGACAGGAUAAGCAGAUCAUAUGGAGGAAAUCAUGAGUAUGGUACUGAAGAGAACGGCCUGAUCUUUUACUAUUGCAAAGGUUGAAUCCUGUUUGUAUUAAUAACUGAAAACACUGUCCAAAGAAAGAUUAGUUCUGGAAUGUUUUUACUGAAUCACAACAGAGGUAAAGUAAGGCCAAAGGAACUUUAGUUGAACUACUCUUGGCUCCUACUCGGUUUCUGUUUUUUUCAAAGAUCUAUUUAUAAGACUUCCCAGAAAUGGAAGAAUACACACACACACACACAGCAUUUCACACACACACCUUUCCAACUAGGGAGGAAGGGCUCUUGGUCCGGAACAGCGCGUGUCCACAGUAAGAUAUCAUGUUCCCAUUUACGUCAUACUGCAUCCCUAUGAAGGCUGAAAGUUACCCCAUAUUGUUGGGAUUGCUGUGAAAUAAAGAUGACUGUAAGUCUUGAAUAAAAUAAUCCCCCUGCUGGUCGCUGAGAGAA
Messenger RNA from Fundulus heteroclitus (mummichog), 4591 nucleotides. Its product is annotated as NXPE family member 3. The record is from RefSeq and is a predicted model, not a curated record. The transcript is spliced from 7 exons. Bases 2015 to 3331 code for a protein of 438 amino acids. Lineage: Eukaryota; Metazoa; Chordata; Actinopteri; Cyprinodontiformes; Fundulidae.